Cylas formicarius (sweet potato weevil) is the source of this 2457-nucleotide messenger RNA. Its product is annotated as puratrophin-1-like. NCBI's taxonomy places the organism in Eukaryota, Metazoa, Arthropoda, Insecta, Coleoptera, Brentidae. The record is from RefSeq and is a predicted model, not a curated record. The transcript has 2 exons. Bases 1732 to 2205 code for a protein of 157 amino acids.
UAAAUAAUAAUAAUAUAAACAAUAAUACGUGUUUUAAAUAUAUAAAAAUCACAUUAUUAAAAUGUUCCAAUAUUCAAUAUUCCAUUUUUUGUACUCACAUCUUAUUAAAAAAAUAAAGAGUUAUGUAGGUGGCGCCCCGUACAUCUGUAUAAUUGUUAUUUGUUAAGUAUCCAAAAUAUUAUAGAAAAAAUGUUGAAAAUGCAAAAAACCAAUUGAGGUAUUUCUCGCUAGUAUAAGUCAGCAUCAUUUCCGACGUGAGAAACGCGGCCUAUAAUUUAAGAGAUCCCCAGAUAGAACCUUUUGGAACUCCUCGUAUAGAUACGGCAGUUUAACCCAAGCUUCAAAUAAGCAGCGACGCGUAUUAUCUGAACGGAAAAUAUUAAAUUGAUUGACAUUUCACCAUGAACAAACCUCUUGUUAUUGAAUCGGUUCAUAGAUUACAAUAUCGAUAUACGUAUGUAUCUGAUUUCCCGGAAUAUUAAUAUUGGAGUCCAAUAAAAACUGAUUUUCGUGACUAUACUAACUCAUUUUCAUCAUCAAUUUAAAAAAAAUAAUAAAAAUCAACACUAGUCAGAAACCCAACUAAAAUAAUGUUAUAUUAACAAUUGAUCUACAAUCCGGCAACGUGGCUUGAUUGAUGAGGGGUGGGGGAAUACGGACCAAUUCGAUUAGAGUAAUUCACACUCGUAAGUAUGAUAGCAAGUAUAAAUGCCGUACUCUGUGGGAACGAAAUAAAAUCCUGCUUAACAGUGAAGUAAAAAACUAACUAAAUUGCAAGAUGUCUCAUGUAUCCAACCAAUAUUUCAAAACUUUUCGUACAAUAUUUCUUUAUAUUGUCAAAUAAGAAGUCUCUGAAGUUUUAAUUCAUAAUAUAAAGCGCAAUGUCCUACAACUCCAUAUUGAUAACAAAAUUAAGAACAAAUGCAUCUCAGGGUUUAUGUGUUGUUGCUCAUUUUGUUAUUUUUUACGCUUAUCAGAAAAGCUAUGUAGUUGUUGUUCCAACCCCGUCGAACAUUAAGAGUGAUACCGCAAUUUAGGUUCCCUCAUUUAUUUUGUCGUUGUGAUUUUGCUUAGUAUACCGCGCAUGCUACAUUUCACACACUAACCUGCACUUUGCGCCAUUUUCUUUCUAAACAACGAUUUCCACACACUGAACUGAUUUUCCUAGAACAUUUAGCAAGAUCUAGGAAUAUUUUAUGAAAAUAUGCCCGUAAAAAUGCCGCAUCCAAAUUUAUUGACGAUUUGUCAGCGGCCAUGUUGGUUGUUCAGUGCCCCAAGGUCAUUGGUUAACGAGUUUUUAAAUCUCGCGCAUGCUCAUGUUUAAUGGACCUUCUCAUUUUUUUUCAUAGUUGCUUGAUAAGUAUUGCCGGCUUUAGACAGAUGCUCUAUAUCUCUAGUAGCUACUACCUAUAUGGGAAAGUAUGUAGAGGAAGAUGUCCAUGACUUCUAACUAAUGGAAUCAAACAGAUGGAUAACGGGUAGUUGAGUAUUUUUUAUGUACGAAUUAAGUUCCCUUUGAAAAAAUAGGCAACUCAACUAACGUAAUCGUUAGUCAUAAUAAUAAUCGCGUUUCGAUAUCUACCUUAAAAACGCAAAUCCACACAAUUACAUCUGACUAAUACACACAGUGCGAGCAAAAAAUCGAGAUAAGAUAAAAAUUUAUAGCCAGUAUUAUAGGAUAUCAAUUUGAGAACUCAAAACAAAGCGUGAAAAACAGUGUCAAAAUCUAAAAUGGCAACGGACGGUUUAACAGACGAUUUUCAAGAGAUAAAUUUGAGGGAUACUGAAAUCGAGUGCCGGACGAGACCGGAAUCGGAUCAGGUCGCGAGUAGACCCUCAAAAAUUAAACAAAUAUGGAAAAGAUCGAUCGCCAGGGGUCACAGGCGACACACGACCACCCCGUACGUCGAGAAAGAGUUGUUGAAGUGUACGAUAUCGGGCCCGACCAAUUUCGGUAAGGUGGAUCUCCUCGAAGAUCGGUUCAAGUUUUCACGACACUCGAUACAAGCUUGUCCGUUCGACAUUGACGGGUACGGUGGCUUGAUAAUGAGGGACGAGUUUAAAGUGUCCAGACCGAAGAAAAUGAAUUUGAUAGUAUUUCUUUUUGAGAAAAUUAUCAUAUUUACUAAGGUGGCCGACCGAAGAAGAUUCGUUUUACUACUUCGGCAGCAUCAAAACGGAUCAAGUAUCCUUAUUACCACCUGAUAGGCGAAAGAACGUACUUCGGUUAAAAGAUCACGUGAACAGCAUAAAAUUUCACAAAGAUAUUGUCUUCAAAUUGGAAGCAUCUUCCGAAUACACGCAAUUGAAGUGGCGGACUGCGAUCGAACGGUGUCUGUGGACUCAGCUUUUAAAAGCAAAAGAGCAAGUGGCUAACCUGUGAUUUAUAAUACUCAUAAUUAAUUUAUUCUGUCAUUUGUAAAUAGUGUACUUCAUUCGUUACUGGUUUUGAGAUUA